UAAUUUUCAAAAGAACAAAAUCUGGAACUGAUCCAAGGAGCAGCCAACCAGCCAGUGGCCGUGACGUUGCAGAGUUUAAAGGGGGUAGAUGAGACCGAUCGGACAUUGAGCAGACGAGAGGGGGCUCCAUUCGCUGCUCGGGAUCUGGAGCGCUGGUUUUCUUGGAGGAGAUUGCUAAAAAUAUGCUGCUGGCUUCCGCCGUCGUGGUUUGGGAAUGGCUGAACGAACACGGUCGCUGGAGACCCUACAGCCCGGCAGUGAGCCACCACAUCGAGGCGGUGAUCCGAGCCGGGCCGAGAACCGGGGGAAGCGUGGUCCUAGGACAGGUGGACAAUCGCCUCUCGCCGUAUAUCAUCGAUCUGCAAUCUAUGCACCAGUUCCGCCAGGACACUGGCACCAUUCGCCCCGUGCGGCGCAGCUAUUAUGGCCCAUCCUCAGCCCCAGGAAAGGGCGUGGUUUGGGAGUGGGAGAAUGACAAUGGCACCUGGACACCGUAUGACAUGGAGGUGGGUAUCACCAUCCAGCAUGCCUUUGAGAAACAGCAUCCCUGGAUCGAUCUCACUUCCAUUGGCUUUUGUUACAUCAUCGACUUCAGCACGAUGGGGCAGAUUAACCGCCAGACGCAGCGCAAACGCCGUGUCCGCCGCCGCCUUGACAUGGUCUACCCAAUGGUCACUGGUACUUUGCCAAAAUCCCAGUCAUGGCCAGCAAGCCCCGGUGUGGCCAGCACACCGCCUCCUCCCGCCUGCACUUGUCCGCAGUGCCUCCUUGUGAUGAGCAUCAAGGCAACAGUCGCGGCAGGCAGCAAUGGAGGGACUGGAGCUACUGCAAGCCAGCAGCAGCUCCAGCAGCAGCAGCAGCAGCAGCUACAACCAUCUCCACUGUCCCGCAAAGCCAUCUCCCUUGCCGGUAGUACCAAACUCCCCACCCCAGCAUCUGUUCACAAGCCCCAGGAUGGAACAACCACGAUGCGCAGCUCCUUGAAGACGCUGGCAUCUCAGGUGGCCCGGAGGCAGGCGGCCAGCACACCAGCCCUCACCACCACCAGCUCCCCUGCCAGCCCUCCCAGUGCCAAUGGCAAGGCAACUCGGGCCAGCCUUAAUACACUGAACCGGACCAACCUGCAGCGUCUGGCCAUUGCACAGUCCCGUGUGCUGAUUGCCUCAGGGGUCCCUACAGUUCCAGUGAAAAACCUCAAUGGCUCUAGUCCAGUUAACCCAGCACUGGCAGGAAUCACAGGGAUCCUUAUGAGUGCUGCAGGGCUGCCUGUGUGCCUCACGCGACCCCCAAAGCUGGUUCUGCAUCCCCCUCCAGUCAGCAAGAGCGAGAUCAAAUCCAUCCCGGGGAUCUCCAAUACUUGCCGCAAGACCACCAAAAAACAGACUAAGAAAGGUAAAACCCCUGAGGAGGUAUUGAAAAAAUACUUGCAGAAGGUGCGCCAUCCUCCAGAUGAGGACUGUACUAUCUGCAUGGAACGCCUCUCUGCUCCUUCAGGCUACAAGGGGCCUCAGCCAGCCAUCAAGCCAGAUCUGGUGGGCAAGCUCUCCAAGUGUGGCCACAUGUAUCACCUCCACUGCCUUGUGGCCAUGUACAACAAUGGGAACAAGGAUGGGAGUUUACAAUGUCCAACCUGCAAAACCAUCUAUGGGGUAAAGACUGGCACCCAACCUCCUGGAAAGAUGGAGUAUCACCUAAUUCCUCAUUCAUUGCCUGGACACUUUGACUGUAAAACCAUCCGAAUAAUCUACAACAUCCCACCAGGGAUCCAGGGGCCAGAGCACCCAAAUCCUGGGAAGAGCUUCACUGCCCGAGGAUUCCCUCGUCAUUGUUACCUCCCAGACAGCGAGAGAGGCAGAAAAGUGCUGAAACUGCUACUGAUAGCCUGGGAUCGGCGGCUGAUCUUUGCCAUUGGAACCUCGAGCACUACUGGCGAGUCAGAUACAGUGAUCUGGAAUGAGAUUCACCACAAGACGGAGUUUGGAUCCAACCUUACUGGCCAUGGCUAUCCUGACCCCAAUUACAUAGACAAUGUGUUGGUGGAGCUGGCGGCUCAAGGCAUUACAGAGGAGAGUGUGGUUCAAGAAAAGGAUUGAGAGUAGGGGGAGGAGAGGGGAAGAGCCUUGCCCUGGGGGUGGAGCUGCCUGUAUAGCCAAGUGCGUGGAUCAAGCUCCCCUCCCCCUUCCACUGUGCCUGCUCUGCCCUCUCCUCCUCCUCUUGCCACAGCCACCAGCUGCCUCUUAAAGGGCCCGGCUCUGCUUAUACAGCAGCAGUAGGGGCUUGCUCGGAUGCUGAAGGGCUGUCCUGUCUCAGGUAGCCCACAGCCCUUGGCUAAUAGGAGCAAACCAACCAACUUGGGUGGUUUCCUCCCAUUGCAUCUUGGGCAUGAGGUGGAGUGUUUGAUGAGGCCUGAGGUUAUAUUAACCUUAGUACCCAUGGCUGCUUUAUGUUUGUAGCUCAGACAUCUGCCCUUGUCCCUCUAGCUGCAGUGCAAUGGCAUUUUUGUGAGAAGAACUUAGGGACCCUCUUUAAAUUCUGUGGAAAAUUUGCUUUGGGGGCAGGCAGCCUUUUAAGGUAUCUCUGGUGGUACCGCUCAGGAGCCUGUUUAAUGGCUCAGUUGCAAAGGCACUGAGGAGUAAAACCAGUCCUGGCCUUUCUUUUUUCUUUGCCCAGCUAGGUGCCUGGUUCCAUGUUGUCAUGUCACUGCUGCUUCCAUGUUGUGGGCGCAAGUCAGAAAUGUGCUGUUUGCUGUUCUGGUCUCCCCCCCAUACCCCCCCCCCCCCCCCCCCGGCACAUUCUGAGGCUGCCUCUUCAGUCUCAUCCCAAGAGAGCUAAAAAGUAGGCCUGCUGAACUGCUAGAAACUGUCCCAGUUCCUUGGGGAAGUAGGCUGGAAAUUCCUUCUCUUUGAUACAUUCCAAACUGGGUCAGCUGCAUGUAAGCCUCCGCAGUCCCAUUCAAAAUGGGCUGAAGUUGAAUAAAUUAAUUGCAGCCGCUAUCUGGAGUUGAACCUCAAGGAGGAGCUGUAAAUCUCUCACUUCCUCAAAACUGAUAUAUUAAGAGUCUGCCCCAUGCUUGCCUUCCAGUAAUGUCAGUUCACUCCAAACCAAGUCGGAACUACUGUGUGCUCCUGUCGCAGGUCUGCUCGACCCAGUGGGCUCCUUGAUGCAAUACUGACUUGGUCACAGUUUAGGUCAGGGGUCUCUGUCUUACUGCAUUUAGUUGUUUCCAGGCCAAUACAGAGCCACGUACCCUGUUCUCUUUUUCUGUUUGUGGAUUGCAUCCCAGGGGGUUGUUUUAUGUCUGAUCUGUUUGUGUUGUGGGUUAGAGUGAGUGGAGGUGGUGGUGGUGAGAGAGAGAGAGAGAUGUUCUGGUUUUGCCCCACACAUUCCAAGGUGGGUUCUUUGAACUGUCUGUAUGGGGGAGUCCCCUGGAUACUGAUUUGAAUUUAUUUACCUCAUGUUUUGGGGGUUUGUCAUAUAUGUGUAUAUACUUAUAUAUAUAUUUGCAAUAUAUGAGAAAGAGACUUUGAGGCUAGGAUACUGUAUCACAAAGGUACUUAAGUUAGACCUGGAAGCUAAGAACUGUUUUAGCUGCAGUUUGCCCUAGUUUAGAGGGAAAGACUGGCAGCCAUUUUGAAAUGGUUGUACCAGUGCCACAUUAGGUCCAUGUCUACCCCUGCCACCCUGAGAAUCUCAGUCAAUGCCCUGGCUUUCUAAAGAGCUUAACAACCCAUGUGGAAUCUCUAGGACUGGCUUGGGUGAGAAGAUAAAGAGAGGAUACAGGGUUGGAGGGAAGGCAUGUCAGAAAAGAAAGAAGCAUGUUUGUUGAGGUGGCUGCCUGCAUGCUUGUCCAGGUUGGUGGGGGAAGGGUGUGUAUGUGUGUGUGUGAAUGAGUGGAGGUCUCCAGAGAAUCACACGGGUUGUUAAGAUUCUGGGGUGCCUGCGUCUGUCCAGCUCAACCUCCUCCUCCUCUUCCUCCUCAGUGGCUCUUCAAGAGGAUUAAACAACCAGUGUGCCUGCUUCCUCUUGGAAACAGAAAUGUGUUUCAGAGUCACUGUCUGUAGGCCCUUGUGGAGAAGCUAAAACCAUGUCCUAUUUGCAUAUUCCCUAGCUGUGUGAUCCCUAAGAGUGAGUUCUUCUGUUUUUACCUCAGUAACCGCUUAAGGACAGUAACAAAGGGCCAGUGGAUAUCACCAGCUUGAAAGUGCCCAGGCUUCCAUCAUCCUUAAGAAUGUGUCCUUGGAUCAAUUUUAACCAGACAUUCCCCAGUUAGAUUCACAGUCACAUGUAUCUUCCCCCUUCUAGACUUGAUCUGACUGAGUGGUUAACAAUAAAUUGCAACAAAAGUCAUUUCUGCAAUCUUAAGCAGAGCCAGGUUUCUUCCCCUGACAUUAAGCAGCCAUGACAUUCCCUCAAAUGUGACUUAGCUUCCAGGAUGGGGUACAGGUUGUGACGGAUAACCUCCUGGCCAAUGUCUUCUCCCAGCUGAAGGGGGCUUAUUUGCCCUCUCCUUAACUUUCCUUUGGUUGAUUUAUGUCUUUCCUUAACUCUCCAGCUGUUGAUAUUUUUAUACUUCCUAGAGAAGGACCAGCCUGAUGUGAUGCUGGCAUGGGGAUGAUGGGCAGGGUGUCUUCUCCAGUGCUCAUUGUGUCCCACAGCAGGUUGUGUGGGUGCUGGUAGUGGUUUUGGGUGGGGGGGUGGUUAGGUGGGAGGGAAGCUAUGCUGUAUAUUGUUUGUUUGUUGUUCGUGAACGGUGCGUUUUGCCCGUCUCGAGUUUGUUGCAUUGCGUGAGGAUGACACCCCUUGGGGUGUAACAAUAAAAGGAAAACUCCACUGCCAGAUUGAA
Varanus komodoensis (Komodo dragon) is the source of this 4843-nucleotide messenger RNA. It is a transcript of the gene DTX4, whose product is annotated as deltex E3 ubiquitin ligase 4. The coding region runs from base 183 to 2093 and encodes 636 amino acids. NCBI's taxonomy places the organism in Eukaryota, Metazoa, Chordata, Lepidosauria, Squamata, Varanidae. Gene Ontology annotation, cellular component: nucleoplasm. Gene Ontology annotation, biological process: Notch signaling pathway; protein ubiquitination. Gene Ontology annotation, molecular function: ubiquitin protein ligase activity; zinc ion binding. The transcript has 9 exons. The record is from RefSeq and is a predicted model, not a curated record.